Varanus komodoensis (Komodo dragon) is the source of this 804-nucleotide messenger RNA. RefSeq names its product angiopoietin-related protein 5-like. The coding region runs from base 1 to 804 and encodes 267 amino acids. The record is from RefSeq and is a predicted model, not a curated record. Lineage: Eukaryota; Metazoa; Chordata; Lepidosauria; Squamata; Varanidae. The transcript has 5 exons.
AUGUGGCUGAAAUCCAAAAUGAAAGAGCAUAUAGGCAAGUAUAAAAGCCAAGCAAUCUUCAUCUGCUUCUCUCUCCUUCCCAUUCAAGGAUCUGAUUGUACAGAAAUAUUUGCUGCAAAUUCUUCCCUCAAAAGUGGUGCUUACAAGAUCCAACCAAAUGCAUCUUCUGAUCCUUUUGAGGUGUUCUGUGAAAAGCGAGAAAAUGAAGGAUGGACUGUUAUCCAGCGACGCAAUGGGAAAGGCGCAGAUGGGAAUCCUGUGAAUUUUGGGAGGCCUUGGGAUGACUACCAAAGAGGAUUUGGACAUGUCAAACAUGAACACUGGCUGGGGCUGGAACACAUGCAUGAUCUCACCAAUCAGAGAGACAAAACAUGCCAGCUCCUGGUGGAUAUGUUUAACUGCAAAGGGGAAUGGGGCUAUGCUUUCUAUGACAGCUUCAGCAUUGGCAGUGAACAUGGAAAUUACUCCAUCUUUUUAGGAAACUACAAGGGAAAUACAGGAGAUGCAUUUAGAGGAGACCACCAGUCUGGGAGUCAAAAUGCUCAUCCCUUCAGCACGCCGGAUAGUGACAAUGACGACUGUGACAUCUGUCUAAGGGGGGAUGAGGCAUUCAGCAGCUGUGCUGGGCAGCUCUAUGGCUCUGGAUGGUGGUUCAGCAACUGCGGCCAGGCAAAUCUCAAUGGAAACUGGCACCCCAGCAGUGAUUGCGUGGGCUGGGUGUCUGGCAUAUACUGGGAAACAUGGAGGAAGUCUUAUUCGUUAAUUUUUAGUGAGCUCAAGGUGAAAUGUACCUUGCAGGAAUAA